AUGUGUGAGACGUGUGGGAAAAGCUUUGCCUCAAAAGAAUAUUUAAAGCAUCAUAACCGCAUUCACACCGGAGCCAAACCCUUCAAAUGCGACAUCUGCUUCAGAACGUUCGCUCAGAGGAAUUCUCUCUAUCAGCACAUUAAAGUUCACACGGGUUGGCGGCCUCACCUGUCAAUCACUGGGUCCCGGGCGGUGAUUCUCCGCCGGCACCUGGUGAUCCCUGUGUGUCAGACUGGGGAGAGACCUUUUUUCUGCAAUCAAUGUGGAAAGCAGUUCACUCAGCUGAACGCACUACAGAGGCACAACCGCAUUCACACCGGAGAGAAGCCUUUUAUGUGUAUAGCGUGCCAGCGGACGUUCACCGAUAAAUCCACUCUGCGGAGACACACCUCGGUGAGACCAUGGGUUCAUGGGUCGCUUUUUCGGCAAAUCUAG
Molecule: messenger RNA, 435 nt
Organism: Staurois parvus
Lineage: Eukaryota; Metazoa; Chordata; Amphibia; Anura; Ranidae
Source: the annotation of a GenBank genome assembly